CACUUUGGAGCCGUCUCUAUAUCCUCGGAUCCGGAGGGGCGGUAUCCAAGCGCAAUGCCGUCGAAACUGCCUAGAAGGGACUAGGCGUACAGCGGGCAGAUAGCGCAAACGGUUCCAUGAGUGGUCUCGUGGAGUUGAAGGAGAAUUCGCUGGAGGGACUUCGCCAACCCUCAUAUGCUGCUUACCCGCUCGAAGGCGUGACUGUUCUCACCGAGGUAGCCGUGCGCCGAGUGACCUUCACCGAAAAGAAGGCCACUGGCGUGGAGCUGGAGGACAACCGGGUCGCCAAAGCAACAAAGGAAGUUAUUCUUUGCGCUGGUGCAUAUCGCACUCCACAAAUAUUGCUGCUAUCUGGCAUCGGAGCUCCUGAGGUCCUCUCCCAUGAUAUUCCAGUAAUUCAGGCCUCACCAGGGGUUGGAAGGAACCUCUUCGACCACUUCGCGAUAUACAUGGCUUUUCGCCUGCGCGACCCAUCUCAAAAUCUCGCUCUCGGAAGCCCCGGGUGGACGCAUCCCUCUCUUUUCAAAGGGUUGCCGUACAACUGGGUCGUCAGCGAACCGCUGCCGGAGAAGUCGUUCGAAAAGCUUACGGGGGAAUCGGACCUACUGGAGCGGAAUCUCUUCGAAGUGCUUACGGUUUACGUUCCGCCCGGUAUUCCAGGUAUACCUGUCGACGGGGCCCAUAUCGCGACGUCGACGAUGCUCCUGCUUCCAACCUCGCGCGGAACCGUGUCUCUUAGAUCGUCUUCACCGGGUGAUCCACCAAAGAUUCAGUCAAACUAUCUUUCUACGGAAAUCGAUCGCGAAGUGCUUAUGCAGGCUGCUCGUCGCACGCUCAAGGGCGAUGCUUGGAACCGAGGGCGUGAAACGAUACAUCGAAAGCGAAACACCUUCUGGACACGGGCUGGACUGUCUGACACCUCUCACGGCUAGCGUCACGGAUAAGGUGCUACGAGAGCGAGUUGAACGCUCGGGAAUGCAGCGUCACCACUCGGGCGGCGCGGCGGCUAUGGGGACUGUGGUCGAUGCGGAGGGCGGGGUGUUCGGCGUUAG
Messenger RNA from Trematosphaeria pertusa, 1052 nucleotides. RefSeq names its product GMC oxidoreductase. The transcript has a single exon. Gene Ontology annotation, molecular function: flavin adenine dinucleotide binding; oxidoreductase activity, acting on CH-OH group of donors. NCBI's taxonomy places the organism in Eukaryota, Fungi, Ascomycota, Dothideomycetes, Pleosporales, Trematosphaeriaceae. The record is from RefSeq and is a predicted model, not a curated record. The coding region runs from base 117 to 932 and encodes 271 amino acids.